AGCCACUCUUUUCCCGUGCAUAUAUGGACACCCAACUCCCCAUGCCACCCUUCACAACGGCUUGACUCCCUUAAUUCCUUUCCCUUACUUCUCCCUCUUCGUGGGCUUUGAGUUGGUGGUGAUGGAGAUUGAGAAAAAAGGAAAGACCCUUCUCAUGUUUUUCCUGUUCGUAGGACUGGUUUCUCAUGAAGCGGUCACACCAGUUAAGUGUAGGAAACUUGAGAGUUUUGCUGACCAGAAGAACUACUACUCCCCGGAUCCACAUGCACCGAGCCAUCCCAGACACUCACACAAUGCUCCUUCUUGCGGAACACCGCCGCACGGCGGCACGCCAACGCCAACUCCAACACCAUCCCAUGGAUCAGGUGGUGGGUACUACAAUCCACCUUCUGGUGGUGGCCACUACAACCCGCCAUCUGGUGGUGGGUACUACAAUCCACCUUCUGCACCGGUCGUCGUCACCCCUCCUUCCUCUCCACUGGUUCCUCUCGACCCUCCAACUCCAUUAACUCCGGGGAUCUCCACGCCUCCGGCGCCACCGUUUAUGCCGAAUCCAAACGUCCCUCCAUUCUUCCCUGGCACCUGCGACUACUGGAGGACCCAUCCAGCAGCGAUAUUUGGCCUCUUUGGUUACUGGUGCAACAUCGGCCAGUUGUUCGGGUUGCCGGCUACUUCGGCUCUCGGGAGCAACCUUAGCUUACCGGAGGCACUGGCGAACACUCGCAGCGAUGGCUUCGGGGCUCUCCUCCGCGAAGGGACGGCUUCUCUUCUCAACUCCAUGGUGAACCAGAGGUUCCCCUUGACGACGCAGCAAGUGAGGGACGCUUUUGCGGAUGCUUCGGUGUCCAACAGGGAUGCUGCAGCCCAAGCCCAGGUCUUCAAGAAGGCUAAUGAGGGCCAUCUCAAGCACAAUUAGUAGUGUCUUCUAAUAUUUUCCUUUAAUGGUGCAUGCGUUUUGGUUGUAGUUCGUCUAAUGAGCUUGGUUAGUGUGUACGUACGACUGUGAUCUUCUUAGUGUGUUGUCUUGUGUCAAAGCUUCGUAAUUUCGAUUGUAGUGUGAUGUUGUGCUGGAGAGUGGAAAUGGUAUUAAAAAUGCAACAUGAGCAUAUAUUGGAGUGGACCAGACCUAGAACAAGUCUAUGCAAAAUAAAGAAGGUCAAAUGCCAACCAUUAUGUCUUCCAGACA
Molecule: messenger RNA, 1186 nt
Organism: Elaeis guineensis (African oil palm)
Lineage: Eukaryota; Viridiplantae; Streptophyta; Magnoliopsida; Arecales; Arecaceae
Source: RefSeq, a predicted model, not a curated record